Pomacea canaliculata is the source of this 1997-nucleotide messenger RNA. Its product is annotated as leucine-rich repeat-containing protein 69-like. The record is from RefSeq and is a predicted model, not a curated record. Gene Ontology annotation, molecular function: protein binding. The transcript has 9 exons. NCBI's taxonomy places the organism in Eukaryota, Metazoa, Mollusca, Gastropoda, Architaenioglossa, Ampullariidae. Bases 7 to 1041 code for a protein of 344 amino acids.
AACAAUAUGGCCGACAAUUUACUGCUUCGGGCACUUCAGGGACAACCUAAGAGGCUAAAUCUUUGCAACAGGCAUUUAGACAAAUUACCCAAAUCGAUAAGAAGGAUAGAAUCCUUAUGUGAACUGAAUCUCAAAAAUAAUAAUCUGAAAAAACUUCCUGAUGAACUCACAUAUUUACUUCAAUUACAAAUGCUUCAUCUUGGAAACAAUGAAUUUGAGGAUUUCCCAUCCAUUUUGCAACAUAUUAACAGCUUACAGAAACUGCACAUGUUUGGCAACAAAAUUACAGAUAUUCAUCCAUCUUGCCUAAAUGGUUUCAGAGACUUAAGAUUCCUGAAUUUGAACAAUAACAAGUUAAAAACACUGCCUUCAGAAAUUGGCAAUCUACAAAACAUUGAAUUCCUUAGUCUGGACAAUAACGAAAUUCAAACACUCCCUGUAGAGAUUUGUGCACUUUCCACAUUGAAAGAGCUGCAUGCUGCUGGAAAUCAGAUGACCUCACUGCCUUUGGAGUUUGGUUAUUUAACACAACUGGAAAAACUGUUUAUUCAGAAGAAUAAAAUCAGGGAACUUCCAGAGGGCAUUGGAAAGUGCUAUCACCUUCAAGUGCUAGAUGUGGCUGGAAAUGACCUUCGGAUCUUUCCAACAGAGAUUUCCAGUCUGCCCCUAAAGGAAUUACAUUGUGAAGAAAAUCCCUUACUUCAACAUGUGCCUAUCCAUUCUCUCCAGGAAGAGGAGGUCCUGACACUCAAGGAAAUUGUUGCUCGUUUUGUGUUGAAAGAGAUGCGAGGCAGGUGGUCAUACCUGCGGAGGUCAAUCAGACACUACCCUCAGCUGCAAGACAUGUUAGCACAAAGCAGCAAGUGUGCUGUAUGUGGUGAAGCAUUUCUAAACACCUGGCUGGAAUGUGUUCAUUUUGUAGAUACAAAGACGAUGAAGAUCAGAAAUAUGAAUGGCAAAAUUCCAGUGAGAGCACUGCUUUGCUCAUACACAUGCUUCAAUUCAGAGGGUCAUGAGUACUAUGGAGUUGCAUUUCCUUAACACCAACAAGCGUUUCUUGCGAAUUCCACAAAUAAACAAUAAAUCUGUGCAGCAACAUAGAAAUUACACCCAGGUACUAUUAAGAUAUGUAAAAAUAAAUCUGAAAUUUUAUUUCACCAUGAUAAGGUGGUGAUACAAGAGAAAGAAGAUAUACAGUCAAUACUGCAAUUAUGGUACAUGUCCUGCACAGUUGAGUGUAUAUGUGAAGGUGAGUACCUGUACAGGCAUUUUAUACAAUUGUCCCUUUUGACAAAAAAAAAAAAAAACUACAAUGAGCAUUAUUACAACUGAUAGAUUUUCAACUUGAUCAAACUUAUCUUGUAUAUUAUUGUAAUUCCCUUUCUCAUGCAGUUUUAAAAAAAAAUUCAAGUUUAUGUAAAGCAAUAUCAGCAUGCACAGCAAACAGCUAAAUGAAUUACAACCCUGCUCAGUCUCUCAUGCAUAUGCCCAUGUCCUACCUACACACACUCUCUCUCUUGCUUAGAUAGUUAAGUGCUGUGCUAUGCAGUUUCCUCUGCUGUAAUGUUAUAUGUACUAUGUAAUGAUCUUGUAGGGGGUUUGCACCGUGUGCUUUUAUGGACAGAGGGAUAUGCCAGCACUUGUGCUUCUGCCUUUCUUGUGUUUACAAGGCAUAUGUAUGGUCUUUGUAAAGUGAAUGAGGGUGCUGAGCUCUACCUUCUCCAUGAUAAACUGUAGAAAUUGUGAGGCACUAAGUUUACUAACUAUAGCCUCUAUAAGCUAUGAGACUUUAUCUAGACUGGUUGUGUCCCCUCUGUUGAAAUUUUAAAAUGUAACCUAUGCAAAUGAUAUUGUUAAGACUGACUUUUAUGUAUCAUUUGUAGCACCAAGUGUGAUUGCAGUUUUAUGCAUGGUAUAGAGAACAAAAUAUGAUAGAACUUAAAUAUUUUGAUAACUUUUAUUUAAAAUAAAGCAGGAAUUAUUUUUAAUAAAGUGAA